Messenger RNA from Equus quagga, 5577 nucleotides. It is a transcript of the gene SCRIB, whose product is annotated as scribble planar cell polarity protein. The record is from RefSeq and is a predicted model, not a curated record. Gene Ontology annotation, molecular function: protein binding. The transcript has 39 exons. Gene Ontology annotation, cellular component: adherens junction; postsynaptic membrane; postsynaptic density. Lineage: Eukaryota; Metazoa; Chordata; Mammalia; Perissodactyla; Equidae. The coding region runs from base 322 to 5346 and encodes 1674 amino acids. Gene Ontology annotation, biological process: neurotransmitter receptor transport postsynaptic membrane to endosome; neurotransmitter receptor transport, endosome to postsynaptic membrane.
CGGGCUGCGCGGCGGCCGGCGGUUGUCGGCGGGGCAGUCCGGCGGGCAGCGGCGGCGGUGGUUCCGGCUGCGGCGCAGCGGCGGACGAGCGGACGGGCCGAGCCGAGCGGGCCGGGCGCGAUGCGGGACCGCCGCCGCAUCCGCCGCCUUCCGAGGAUCUGAGCGCCGCUGGGCCGCGCCCCCCCGCCCAGGCCGCCGCGGUCCGAGCGUUCCGAGCGUGCCGCCCCUCCCCCGUCCCGCCGGCUGCCCGGCGCUCAUGCGGGCCGAGCCCCGCCCCCGCCCAGCCCGCCCGCCCGCGCCCGCCGCGCGCCCGCCCGCACCAUGCUCAAGUGCAUCCCGCUGUGGCGCUGCAACCGGCACGUGGAGUCGGUGGACAAGCGGCACUGUUCGCUGCAGGCCGUGCCCGAGGAGAUCUAUCGCUACAGCCGCAGCCUGGAGGAGCUGCUUCUCGACGCGAACCAGCUGCGCGAGUUGCCCAAGCCUUUUUUUCGGCUGCUGAACCUGCGCAAGCUGGGCCUGAGUGACAACGAGAUCCAGCGGUUGCCCCCUGAGGUGGCCAACUUCAUGCAGCUGGUGGAGCUGGACGUGUCCAGGAACGACAUCCCUGAGAUCCCUGAGAGCAUCAAGUUCUGCAAGGCCUUGGAGAUCGCGGACUUCAGUGGGAACCCCUUGUCCAGGCUCCCUGAAGGCUUCACUCAGCUGCGCAGCCUGGCUCACCUGGCCCUGAAUGAUGUCUCCCUGCAGGCGCUGCCUGGGGAUGUGGGCAAUCUCGCCAACCUGGUGACCUUGGAGCUGCGGGAGAACCUGCUCAAGUCCCUGCCUGCGUCCCUGUCCUUUCUGGUCAAGCUGGAACAGCUGGAUCUGGGAGGCAAUGAUCUGGAAGUGUUGCCUGACACCCUGGGGGCUCUGCCUAACCUGCGAGAGCUGUGGCUGGACCGGAACCAGCUGUCAGCACUGCCCCCGGAGCUGGGGAACUUGCGCCGCCUGGUGUGCCUGGAUGUGUCGGAGAAUCGGCUGGAGGAGCUGCCUGCGGAGCUCGGCGGGCUGGUGCUGCUCACUGACCUGCUGCUCUCCCAGAACUUGCUGCAACGGCUUCCUGACGGCAUUGGUCAGCUGAAGCAGCUGUCCAUCCUGAAGGUGGACCAGAACCGCUUGUGCGAGGUGACCGAGGCCAUUGGGGACUGCGAGAACCUGUCUGAACUGAUCCUUACGGAGAACCUGCUGACGGCCCUGCCACACUCCCUGGGGAAACUGACCAAGCUGACCAACCUCAACGUGGACCGGAACCACCUGGAGGUGCUGCCACCCGAGAUCGGAGGCUGCGUGGCGCUCAGUGUCCUCUCUCUGAGGGACAACCGCCUGGCUGUCCUGCCGCCCGAGCUUGCCCACACGGCCGAGCUGCACGUGCUGGACGUGGCCGGGAACCGGCUGCAGAGUCUGCCGUUCGCACUCACCCACCUCAACCUGAAGGCCCUGUGGCUGGCUGAGAACCAGGCCCAGCCUAUGCUCCGGUUCCAGACUGAGGACGACGCCCAGACCGGCGAGAAGGUGCUCACCUGCUACCUCCUGCCGCAGCAGCCCCCACCCAGCCUCGAGGAUCUGGGGCAGCGAAGCAGCCCUUCGGAGAGCUGGAGUGAUGCCCCACUCAGCCGUGUCAGCGUCAUCCAAUUUUUGGAGGCCCCUUCGGGCGACGAGGAUGCCGAGGAGGCUGCUGCUGAGAAGCGGGGCCUGCAGCGUCGGGCCACGCCUCACCCCAGCGAGCUCAAGGUGAUGAAGAAGGGUGUUGAAGAGCGUCGGAGUGAAGCGUGCUCCUGUGGGCCAGAUCCGGGACCACCCUUGUCCUCAGAAGAGGAGAAGAGACUGAGUGCCAUGUCUGGCCUGAGCGAGGAUUCACACCUGUCCACCAGCACGGCCUCCCAGGGCGAGCCGGAGGGCCCGCUGGCUGAGGCAGAGGGCCUGAGCCAGCAGGAAGCCGUGUCAGCUGCCCAGGAGGAAGCUGCAGAGGAGUCCUAUGAGGAGCCCACAGUGCGCUUUGCAGAGGACACGCUGUUGCUGCCAGGGGAAGACGGCGAGAGUGAGGAAGGGCAGUUGGAGGCCCCCUGGUCUCUGCCUGGUGGGAGACAGCGGCUCAUCCGAAAGGACACACCUCACUACAAAAAGCACUUCAAGAUCUCUAAGCUGCCCCAGCCCGAGGCCGUCGUGGCCCUGCUGCAGGGGACGCAGCCGGACAGUGAAGUGGUGGGGCCUGGGGGCUGGCACAACGGCCCCCACUUGCCCUGGGCUCCUCGGGCAGAGGUGGAGGAGGCUGAGGAGGAGGAGGCCGAAGAGGAGGAGGAGGAGGAGGAGGAGGUGGUAGCGGUAGCAGCCGAGGCCGAGGAAGAAAAAGAAGAGGCUGUGGCGUCCGUGCCGUCCGUUAAGGGGGUGUCGUUUGACCAGGCCAAUAACCUGCUGAUAGAGCCCGCUCGCAUUGAGGAGGAAGAGCUGACGCUCACCAUCGUGCGGCAGACAGGGGGCCUGGGCAUCAGCAUUGCAGGCGGCAAGGGCUCCACCCCCUACAAGGGGGACGAUGAGGGCAUAUUCAUCUCGCGGGUGUCCGAGGAGGGCCCCGCAGCCCGGGCAGGAGUCCGCGUGGGCGACAAGCUCCUCGAGGUGAAUGGCGUGGCCUUGCAGAGCGCCGAGCACCACCAGGCUGUGGAGGCGCUGCGGGGGGCGGGGGCCACUGUGCAGAUGCGGCUGUGGCGAGAGCGCAUGGUGGAGCCUGAGAAUGCGGUCACUGUCACACCUCUGCGGCCUGAGGACGACUACAGCCCCCGAGAGUGGCGGGGAGGUGGCCUGCGCCUGCCCCUGCUCCAGCCCGAGAGCCCUGGGCCCCUCCGCCAGCGCCACGUGGCCUGCCUCGUGCGCAGCGAGAAGGGGCUGGGCUUCAGCAUCGCAGGCGGGAAAGGCUCCACACCCUACCGGGCUGGAGACACGGGCAUCUUCAUCUCCCGCAUUGCUGAGGGUGGUGCUGCCCACCGGGCGGGCACCCUGCAAGUCGGCGACCGUGUCCUCUCGAUCAAUGGGGUGGACAUGACUGAGGCCAGACACGACCACGCCGUCUCCCUGCUGACCGCCGCCUCCCCAACCAUUGCCCUGCUGUUGGAGCGGGAGGCUGGAGGGCCCCUUCCCCCCCGUCCCCCCCCCCCCCCCCCCCCCCCCCCCAUUGCUGCCACCACCACNNNUGCCACCCCUGGGGAGCCCGGGCCACUGAGGCUGGCCCCCAGCCUACUGACCGCUGCUCUGGAGGGGCCAUACCCAGUGGAGGAGAUCUGCUUGCCAAGAGCUGGAGGCCCACUGGGGCUUAGCAUCGUCGGAGGCUCUGACCACUCCAGCCACCCGUUUGGUGUCCAGGAGCCUGGCGUGUUCAUCUCCAAGGUGCUCCCCCGGGGCCUGGCUGCACGCAGUGGCCUGCGGGUUGGUGACCGCAUCCUGGCGGUGAACGGGCAGGACGUGCGGGAGGCCACACACCAGGAAGCGGUCAGUGCCCUCCUCCGGCCUUGCCUGGAGCUGGUCCUACUUGUGCGGAGGGACCCGCCGCCCCCAGGCAUGCGAGAACUCUGCAUCCAGAAGGCCCCUGGGGAGAAGCUGGGGAUCAGCAUCCGUGGGGGUGCCAAGGGCCACGCUGGGAACCCCUGCGAUCCCACGGAUGAGGGCAUCUUUAUCUCCAAGGUGAGCCCCAUGGGAGCAGCAGGGCGCGAUGGCCGGCUGCGAGUGGGGCUGCGGCUGCUGGAGGUGAACCAGCAGAGCCUGCUGGGCCUGACUCACGGCGAGGCUGUGCAGCUGCUGCGCAAUGUGGGCGACACCCUCACCGUGCUUGUCUGUGACGGCUUCGACACCAGCACCAACAUGCCCCCUGAGGUGUCCCCGGGCAUCAUUGCCAACCCUUUUGCGGCAGGCAUCGGCCGCCGGAACAGCCUGGAAAGCAUCUCCUCUAUCGACCGGGAGCUGAGCCCCGAGGGCCCUGGCAAGGAGAAGGAGCUGCCUGGACAGACCCUGCACGGGGGGCCAGAGGCCAUGGGUCGGAGCCCAGAGAGCCUGAAGCUGGACUACCGCACGCUGGCUGCCACGCCUGGCCCUGGCAGUGUGCAGAGGGUACCGUCUGGGGCAACUGGAGGGAAGAUGGCCGAGGCUCCCCGCUCCCCUGGCCGCCAGCAGACAAAACCCGGGGUGAUCCAGCCACUGGCUCAGGCCUGGCCAACGGGCUCCCCGGCCCCCAGGGGAGGUGAUCCCCACUGUGUGAGUGCCCUGCCCCGUGGGGGGUGGCCCCCCUCCCCUCCUUCUCCUGACGAGCUGCCCCCCAGCGUGAAGCAGGCCUAUAGGACCUUCGCCGCCGUGCCCGGCCCACACCCGGCCCACGACUGCCCUGCCCAGCCCCCUGCACCUGGGCCAGCCGCCUCCCCAGAGCAGCUGACCUUCCGUGAGCGGCAGAAGUACUUUGAGCUGGAGGUGCGGGUGCCCCAGGCCGAGGGCCCCCCCAAGCGCGUGUCCCUGGUGGGUGCUGACGACCUGAGGAAGAUGCAGGAGGAGGAAGCCCGAAAGCUGCAGCAGAAGAGGGCACAGCUGCUGCAGGAAGCUGCGGACACGGGGCUCACCCUGGAUGGGGAGGCCCCCGACGACGAGGAGCCGGAGGAGGAGCCGCCCUGGGCGGGCUCGGGCCCUGCCGCAGGGCUUGGCCCUGUCUCCUCUGCGCCCCUGGGAGGCAGUGCCCCGGUGCGGACGGCCAAAGCUGAGCGGCGCCAUCAGGAGCGGCUGCGCGUGCAGAGCCCUGAGCUGCCCGUGCCUGAGCGGGCGCUGUCCCCAGCCGAGCGCCGCGCCCUGGAGGCCGAGAAGCGUGCACUGUGGAGGGCGGCCAGGAUGAAGUCCCUGGAGCAGGAUGCCCUCCGCGCACAGAUGGUCCUCAGCAAGUCCCAGGAGGGCCGGAGCAAGCGUGGGCCCCUGGAGCGGCUGGCCGAAUCCCCCUCACCUGCGCCCACUCCAUCGCCCACCCCUUUGGAAGAUCUUGGCCUCCAGACCAGCACCUCCCCCGGCCGCCUGGCCUUGUCUGGGAGGAAGUUUGACUACAGGGUGUUUGCAGCCCUGCCUUCUUCCCGACCUGUCUAUGACAUGCAGUCUCCAGAUUUUGCUGAGGAGCUGCGGUCCUUGGAACCAUCUCCCAGCCCCGGUCUGCAGGAGGAGGACGGAGAGGUGGCCAGGGUGCUUCUCGGCAGGCCCUCCCCAGGCGCUCUGGGCCCCGAGGAGGUGACACUGUGCAGCAGCCGCCGCCCCAUGCGGCCAGGGCGCCGCGGCCUGGGCCCGGUGCCCUCCUAGAGCGCUGGAGCCUCCCCGACUCGGGGCGGGCCCUGCCAGCUCCGCCACCACCCUCGCCCCGAGUCUUUUAACCUGGGUGUUAGCGUUUUAAAGAGACCCCUCAGGAGUCCUGGCCGCUGACUAACUGCCCCUCCCCAGCUGGGACCUCUCGGCAAGACUGUAACUAGUGAUGUUUGUACAACCAAAGACUCUAUUUUGUGGUUUAAGGAGAAUAAAAUUGACUACGUUUUA